AUGAACAGUUUUAAACGUAUUGUAAUAAGAGGUAAGAGGGGUAGAGGUGUGCCAAUAUUAAUUAGCAGAGAUGUUCAAGAACACUUGGAGAUGGUCUUAAAGUAUAGGGAUAAUGUUCUUAAAAAGCCCAAUAAUUAUCUAUUUGCAAAUCCAAGAUCAUGCGAACCAAUAGUUGGGUAUAAAGUAUUAAGAAAAUAUGCCAAAAUUUGUGGAGCCAAAAACCCUGAUGCACUUACUUGUACUCGAUCACGAAAACAUUUGGCAACUUUAACUCAAUUGUUUAAUAUGUCUAAAAAUGAUAUGGAGCAGCUGGCCUCAUUUAUGGGACACACUUUAGGUAUUCAUCGACAGUCUUAUCGGCUUCCUGAUGAUAUUUAUCAGACAUCCAGAAUAUCAAAAUUGCUUGUUCUUAUGGAAAAGGGUGAAGCUGGACACUUUAAGGGCAAAUCUCUUGAUGAAAUUGAUUUAAAUUUAGAAGAGAAUUUAAUGGAUAUUUCAGAAGAUGACUUAGAGUCAAGAGAGAAGUCAUUUAAUGAAGCAAAUGAAAGUCCAAAACCCAGCACAUCAAAACCCCAAAAUACGGUUAACUUAGAUUCAAAAAUAAAAAAAGAAUCCAAGAAGAGAACACUUGUUCCAUGGACAAGUGAUCAAAAAAAGAUGGUCACCAAUUAUUUUAAAAAUCAUAUAAAAAAGAAAUGUCCACCAAAAAAAUCUGAGUGCCUUGAGCUUAUCUCCAAAAAUGUGGAAUUAUUCAAUAACAAAAAUUGGUUAAAAAUAAAGGUUUACAUUCAAAACCAAUAUUUAAAAAUAUGA
This is a messenger RNA of Brassicogethes aeneus, 813 nucleotides long. Lineage: Eukaryota; Metazoa; Arthropoda; Insecta; Coleoptera; Nitidulidae. The record is from the annotation of a GenBank genome assembly.